Apis dorsata (giant honeybee) is the source of this 1700-nucleotide messenger RNA. RefSeq names its product acetyl-CoA acetyltransferase, cytosolic (gene Acat2). Bases 93 to 1265 code for a protein of 390 amino acids. Gene Ontology annotation, molecular function: acetyl-CoA C-acetyltransferase activity. The transcript has 8 exons. Gene Ontology annotation, biological process: fatty acid beta-oxidation. Lineage: Eukaryota; Metazoa; Arthropoda; Insecta; Hymenoptera; Apidae. The record is from RefSeq and is a predicted model, not a curated record.
CUACUUAUUUCCGUUACAUCGGCUUUCCUGGCGGUAGUCUUCAUUCAGUUGUCCAGAAGAUUUUGAGGUGUAAUUUACAAUAAAUUUGCAAUAUGAGUAUCAGUGAUGUUGUAAUUAUAUCGGCAGUUAGAACACCCAUAGGUAUCAUUUUGCAAUUUGUAAAUUUAAAUUGUGUACUAAUUGAAAAUAAUAUCUAUUUUAUAUUAUACUAUAUUAUUAAUUCAGAUGUUUCUGAAGUUAUAUUUGGACAGGUAUUAAAUGCUGCUCAAGGACAAAAUCCAGCAAGACAAGCAGCAAUAAAAGCUGGAAUUCCUAUAACUACACCUGCUUAUUUAAUUAAUAUGUUAUGUGGUUCAGGGUUAAAAGCAAUAAUCCAAGGAUAUAUAUCCAUAAAAGUUGGUGAAAAUCAAAUAGUUAUAGCUGGUGGUCAAGAAAGUAUGAGUCAAUCUGCACAUGCAAUACAAUUUAGAAAUGGUGUAAAAAUAGGAGAUUGUCGUCUAAUAGACACUUUAAUAUUUGAUGGUUUAACAGAUGCAUUUCAUGGAAUUCAUAUGGGAAUAACAGCUGAAAAUGUUUCUAAAGAUUUUAAUAUAAGCAGAAAUGAACAAGAUGAAUAUGCAGUUAAAUCUCAGAAUAAAGCAGAAACUGCAAUUAUUGAAGGUUAUUUUAAAAAAGAAAUUAUUCCUGUAACAUUAUCUAUUGAAAAACGAUCUGUUAUUAUGGAUAAAGAUGAAUAUCCUAAAUUUGGAACAACUAUUGAAGAUCUUCAAAAAUUAAAACCAGCUUUUCUGAAAGCUGAAGGUACAGUUACAGCUGGUAAUGCUUCUGGUAUCAAUGAUGGAGCAGCAGCAGUAGUUCUUAUGUCAGCAGACAUUGCUAAACAAAAAGAACUUUCUCCACUAGCUAAAAUUGUUGCAGUAGCUCAAGUUGGUGUGGAACCAAAAAUUAUGGGUAUAGGUCCCAUACCAGCAGUUGAAUUAGUGUUACAAAAAGCAAAAUGGACAAAAGAAGAAGUAGAUUUAUAUGAAUUAAAUGAAGCUUUUGCAUCACAAUCAAUAGCAUGUAUAAAAUCUCUUGGUCUAAAUCCAGACAAAGUUAAUAUAAAUGGAGGAGCUAUUGCUUUAGGCCAUCCUAUUGGUGCAUCUGGUGCUAGGAUAUUAGUAACUUUAUUACAUUCAUUAGAAAGAAUUAAUGGAAACAAAGGUAUUGCAGCUUUAUGUAUUGGUGGAGGAAUGGGAAUAGCUAUUGCUGUUCAAAGAAAAUAACAACCACUUCAGCUAAUUAAAUGUUAUUUAUUCUGCAAAUGUAAAAUUUUGUUGGUAUUGUUAUUUUAUAAGAAUAUUUAUAUAUGGGCAUAUCACAUAUAAUUUUUAAUUUUUGUUAUUCUUGAAUUAUUGAAUAUUUUAUUAUUAUUGUAAUAAAUAUUGAUUAAUGCUAUUAUAAAAAAUAUAAAAAAUUAUAUAUUGAAAAUAUACAAUUUAUAAUAGCAUUUGUUUUAUAAUAUUAGUAAAGCUAACAUAGUUAUAUAAAUUUAUUUUAUUUAUAUUUGUUUACAUAUUAGCUUUUAACAAUUGUACUUGCAAUUUGUACAAAAUAACAAAUUUUAUAAUAAAUUCAUACAGUAUUUUGUGCAAUGCAUGUUUAUAUAGAAGUUAUUUUUGUACACAAAAAUAAAUUGUAAAUAAAUAUAUUAAAAUCAA